AUGUACAAACAGUCAUUUGGUCACAGCUUGAUUGUUAUUGAUUUUGAAUAUAUAUAUACUUCAAAAGGAAAUUCAUUGUUUGUUAAUUGGGAUCAAUUUAUUAUUAAGAUCAUUCCGUUAAUGAUAAAUAAAAUAAAGGAUGGAAACAGCAAAUUAUUACUUAAACGUUUAAUAGAAAUAAACGAAACUGAUAUUGAAACCAGAAAUCUUUUAGUUUUAGAUCUAAUGAAUGCUUUAUUAGUUCCAACUUCCAGAUCCUAUGAAAUAGAUUCAGUUACAAAUAAGAGACGCAUUGUAAAAACAUCUAUUUCUGAUGCUAGAAAUUCGUUUUUAUUAAAAGUGGCUUCAAUGAAUGAUCUACAUGUUCAAAUUCAAUUAAAAAUUGAUAUCGCUUACAAAAAAAAAGAAAAAAUACAACCAUUCAUCUGUGUUGCUGAAACUAAUUUUGAUGAUAUCUUUAUUGAACUUCAUCAAUUCAUUGCACAUUUGAAGUAUGUUCAUUCAUUAACAUCAUCAAGUUUUUACCGUUGUGGCAUACCACAUUGUUCACAGACUUUCUCAACUUAUCGUUCAUUUUCUAAACACAUGAAAUCUGAAGUUCUUAAUAAUCAAAAUUCUAAUUGUAACAAUCCAAUAUGGUUAUUCUUGAUAAAUUUUAUUGAAAUGAUUGAUUUAUUGUUAUUGUCAAAUUUUAAUGAUCAAAUUAUUUUAAAUGUACAAAAUCAUAUCACAUAUCACAAUAAUAAAUAUGUAGAAUUAUUUCAAGACAAAUUAAAACCUAAACAUCAUUUUCUUAUCCACUACUGUAAUAUAAUAAGAAAAUCAGGCCCCUUAAAAUUUUUAUGGUGUUAUCGGUUUGAAUCUAAACAUAGACAACUUAAAGCAUACUCUAAAAACAUAACUUCAAGAGUUCAACUUCCUAUAUCUUUGGCUAUAAAAUACUCCAUUCAUUUUUCAGAUUAUAAUUUAAAUUUAAAAAAUAGUUCUUGUAUCUCGGCAAACUUAGGCUUACCACUAAAUUAUGUGAAUAUUUUGAAAAGAUUAAAAUUUUAUUUUCUCCCAAUGAUUUAUCUGUACUUAAUUUGGCACAUUGUUAUGACCAAAUAAUAUACAACAAUAUAGUUUAUAAAACCAGUCAUAUACUAACAUCUUUAAAUAACAAUCAUUUAUUGGUAUAUAAAUUGAAAAAAAUUAUUUGUUUUGAUGAGAAAGUUCUUUUUUUAUGUAUAACAUUAAAUGUACUAUCUUAUAAUAAACAUUUUGUAAGCUAUGUUGUUUCGAAUGUUGAUACUGAUAAUCUCUAUGUAUUAAAAGAUAUUAAUGAUUUCUCAGGUCCACCAAUUUGUUUAUAUCAUCUUAAUGAUAAAAAAACAGUUAUAAGAUUAAAACAUUUUUAAAGAUUUAUGGAUUUUGUAUUUUAAUAUAUAUAUAUAUACUUAUAUAUGUUUAUUAUUAUUUUUAAUUAUAUUUGAUGUUUUAAUAUAAUGUUAAUUUGAUAGAAACUAAUGGAAUA
This is a messenger RNA of Daktulosphaira vitifoliae (grape phylloxera), 1513 nucleotides long. RefSeq lists its product as uncharacterized. The coding region runs from base 1 to 1107 and encodes 368 amino acids. The transcript has 4 exons. NCBI's taxonomy places the organism in Eukaryota, Metazoa, Arthropoda, Insecta, Hemiptera, Phylloxeridae. The record is from RefSeq and is a predicted model, not a curated record.